AUGGCUCAAAAUUCGUCCCUCACACCCACCAAGACCUACCGAAGUCAAAAGAAGGCAAAAUGCUUUGACUGUGAAUCGAACACAGGACCUUCAGAUCUUCAGUCUGACGCUCUCCCAACUGAGCUAUCAAAGCAGAGUUAUUUAUUUAGCUGGAUACAUAACCAAAGUUUUUAUCUACAAAGCCAACAAUACAAGAUGAUGCAACCUUCAAGAGCUGUCAUCAGCAAGUGUAACCAAGUGUUGGUUACUUUUUCCAUGGAUGCCUCUUCUGCUGCCAAUGGUUUUGCUGUAAUGUGGUACUGGCUGUUGUCCAUGGCGACUUUGCUUCCUUGUUCUGCACUGAUGCUAUCUAGCUAG
This is a messenger RNA of Seminavis robusta, 357 nucleotides long. NCBI's taxonomy places the organism in Eukaryota, Bacillariophyta, Bacillariophyceae, Naviculales, Naviculaceae. The record is from the annotation of a GenBank genome assembly.